UCCGCUACGGUUGCGACGGACGAUGAUUCCCACUCCAUUUUGUUGCGGUGCAGAAUCCCACCCGCCGGCAAAAACCCUCUUCUCCUUCUUCUCUCCGCCGCCGCCGCCAUGGCCGCCGCCGUCGCACGCUCCCGCGCCGCCGCGGCGUGGGUCCGCCUCCUUUCCUUGCGUCCGCAUAGCCUCGCGGGUUCCACCGCACUCCCACGCCACGGCCAUCACCUAGGCUCGCGGAUCACGCCGCCGCGCCGCCACCUGGCAUUCUCCGCCUCAUCCGGGGACGCCAGGCCCCACCAGAAGUUCCAGAGCGAGUGGGUCGUGCACGAGCUGCUCGCUGAGGUCGAGCGCGAGCGCCAGCGGGAGCGACAGGACCGCCGCGCAAAGGACGGCAAAGACCAGGAGGAAGAGCCGGAGGAAGACGAAGAGGACUACAUGGGCGUCAAGCCGCUCAUUGAGAAGCUCGAGCGACGCAAGACCAAGGAUAUGGCCGCCGGCGAAGGCUUCUGGGAGCCCACCGACUCCGACAGCGACGAGGACGACGAGCGCUACACGCCCGAUGCCAUCAAGCAGCGCGUCGACGAGUUCGAGCGCAAGUGCAAGCGCCAUGAGGAGUUCCUGCAAUCAUUCGCAGAGGCCGACACCCUAGACGAGGCUCACAAAUGGAUGACCAAAAUCAACAACUUUGAGGAGCGCCAUCUCAAGCUGCCACUGGAGUACAGGGUCAUCGGCGACAUGAUGAACCGUCUCAAGGAUGCCACGGGGAAAGAGCGCUUCGUUCUCCUUCAGAAGCUCAACCGAGCCGUCAGGAUCAUGGAAAUCAAGGAAGCCUACGACCCCAGUAACCCUGCAAACUUUGGGAUCAUCCAGCACCAGCAGGUUGGUUCUCCUGAGGAUGUCGUGCUCAAUGCCGGCUUUGAUAAGGAGAAGCAGAUGAUCCAAGGGGCAGAACUUGAGGAUGUCGACGAGGAAUUCAAUGAUGUGAAGGAGAGGGAUGAUAUUCUCAUAGAUAAACUCGAUGCUAUUGAAAAGAAGAUUGAGGGGAAGCUAGAACUGUUGGAUCAUACCUUCGGUAAGAAAGGCAGAGCUUUGGAGGAGGAAAUCAAGGAUUUGGUGGAGGAACGCAAUUCCCUGUCCGAGAAGAGCAGGAGACCUAUGUACAGAAAAGGUUUUGAUGUGAAAGUUAUCGAUGUUAACAGGACAUGCAAAGUCACAAAGGGAGGCCAAAUAGCAAAAUUCACAGCGCUAUUGGCCACUGGAAAUUACAAUGGUGUUGUUGGCUUCGCUAAGGCUAAAGGCCCAACAGCCAAGAUUGCAAUACAGAGAGCGUAUGAGAAAUGCUUCCAGAAUCUCCACUACAUGGAGCGAUACGAGGAUCACACAAUCGCUCAUGCUAUCCAGGCCAAAUAUGAGAAAACAAAGAUAUAUCUCUGGCCUGGGCCAAUGAGGAGUGGAAUGUCUGCUGCUGGUAGGACUGUUGAGACUGUGCUGUACUUGGCUGGUUUCAGCAAUGUCAAGACAAAGAUUAUCGGAUCAAGGAACCCACUUAAUGUGAUUAAAGCUCUCUUCAUAGCUUUGAAUGCUAUUGAAACCCCGAAGGAUGUCCAACAGAAGUUUGGGCGUACUGUCGUCGAGUCAUAUUUAUUGUGAUCAUCAUGAUUGUUUGGAGGACACAGAGGCGAGCGGAGCCUGUAUAGGUUUUGCCAUGAGAAGACCAAAGAGGCAAAUGCCAGGUCCAACCAACGUGAGCCCUCUUUGUUUUGGACUUUUGGUGGUGAUGUUGACCAGACCAUUGAUGUUGAAGUGGCAAGAAUGUCAGUGUCAACAGUAAUCGGAUAAAUAGAUGGUAUUUCCCUGACCCUUUGUUUGUAGAACUUGAAUGAACCUGGGGACAGAAACACAUUUGAGGGUUCUUGUAUAAAUCAAGGUCAAGAUCAGAAUUGCCUCGUCGUGCCUUUGUUUUGUUACCAUAGCUUCUUCUCCCUACAUACUGUUGUUUGGAUGAUAAAUUUAAUUGAAUAUUAAUUUCUCCUGAA
Messenger RNA from Zea mays, 2030 nucleotides. RefSeq lists its product as uncharacterized. Gene Ontology annotation, cellular component: ribosome. Bases 109 to 1644 code for a protein of 511 amino acids. Gene Ontology annotation, molecular function: RNA binding; structural constituent of ribosome. NCBI's taxonomy places the organism in Eukaryota, Viridiplantae, Streptophyta, Magnoliopsida, Poales, Poaceae. The transcript has 8 exons. Gene Ontology annotation, biological process: translation. The record is from RefSeq and is marked validated.